Messenger RNA from Penaeus vannamei (Pacific white shrimp), 741 nucleotides. Its product is annotated as glutathione peroxidase. The record is from RefSeq and is a predicted model, not a curated record. Gene Ontology annotation, biological process: response to oxidative stress. NCBI's taxonomy places the organism in Eukaryota, Metazoa, Arthropoda, Malacostraca, Decapoda, Penaeidae. Gene Ontology annotation, molecular function: glutathione peroxidase activity.
CUUCCGACUUCAAAACCCUACAAAGCCUUUCACUUAUACGAAGCCUAUUUGAAAUACACACUUUCUUCUCUACAGCAAGAGCCCGCGGGCAGUGGCAUGGAACUUGAAAAUGGCAUCAAGCACGUAAGACCUGGAAACGGCUUCCUCCCUGACUUCAUUUUGCUGAAGAAAACAGAUGUGAAUGGAGUUGACGAACAUCCUCUGUUUACUUAUCUGAAGGAGUACUGUCCCCCCACCCGCAAGGAAUUCGCCGACCCAAGCCAGCUCUUCUACCAUCCGAUGAAAAGCAACGACAUUCGCUGGAAUUGGGAGAAGUUCCUCAUCACGAAGAGCGGGAAGCCGUACAUGCGGUAUGACGCGGAUACUCGACCCGACAAGAUCAAGAGCGACGUCGCGUUUCUCCUCCAGCAGGAGUUUUAGGUUUGGAGGCGGAAGGGGCUUUCCUGGCCGAGAAGGGGGUUUGUUGAAGUGACGGAUAGAGUGAUUAUUAUUUUUUUUUUCUUUUUUUUUAAGUGACGAGUAAAGUUAUUUUUUCUUUUUUUUUUGUUAGUGACGGAUAGUUUUGUUGUUGUUGUUUUUGUAAAGUGACGGAUACAGUGAUUUUUUUUUGUUUCUUUGUUAAAGUGAUGGAUAAAGUGUUUUUAGAGCUUUUUUUCAUUGUAAUAGUGCCGGAUAGUGUAUUUUCUUUUUCUUUGAUAAAGUGCCAGUCAAAGCGCUUUUGUUUUAUAGUUUUCUUUUUCU